GCCCGGGCUUUCGCUGCGGGCAACAGCCGCGCCCUGUUUCAACUGGUUCGAUCAACCGGUAUAAGGCAGGCAGGUGUCAGUCAAACAAUACGUGAGAAAGACGGAACAGUAAUCCACUCUCUCACUCGUCGUCUUGAGCGGUGGGCUGAGCACUUCCAAGAACAGCUGACGUGGUCUCCUUCAACACGAUUGUUGGAAGAGCUCAGCGUACCUGAAUGGAACAUUGACACAAACCGACCAUCAGCAACCGAAGUCCAGCGUGAUAUAUCAAUCCUGAGGCGCGACAAGGCACUCGGCCCGGAUGUUCUGCACCCCUUACUCUUCAAAGAAGGUGUCCAGGUCUUGAAUGAACAGUUACAACAAGACUUAGAACGAUAUAUGAAGUUGAGCGAUGGGGCUUCGCGCAUUUUGUCCAUGGCCCAGAACCCACGACAUCGCCUGGAUGCUGCCAAAACACUGUUCGUUAGCAACACCCAGCUUAUGGCUUGUCUGCGCCAAGUGCAACGGGAAAAGGUGGAUGCUGCCUACCGGGCUAGUUCUCUUGGUGACUGGUCACCUCCCACGGAUGCGGGCAAGUCUAAACCGAUUCCUGCCAGUACCGCCCAGCCUGGACUGGCUAGACUCCUCCUUUCUGAUAUACGGAUUCCGUUGCUUUGGCGAGAUGCUCCACUCGGGAGCAACAUGACCUUCUUGAUGAACCGCCUUUUCCCCCCAACCUCAAUUCUCCCUGGCGGGUUGUUAACCGGGGCUGGUGAUAUCGCGGACAAAGCGGAUUCCAACGACCCAUGCGAUGGUUACAGCGUAUUUUGUCUGGUGCAAAUCGGGAACGCCAUAAAAGACACGCGUCUAGUGUUCGAUAUCACACCAGGCGUGACCGACGUGGAGUUUGAAGACAAGCUGAUGUUUGAGAACGUGUCCCCAGACUUUCGGUGUACAAUUGACGUUUAUGCGUGCCCCCGAUUUGCGUUCAAGGGAUCGAUGGUACAGUCGCGUCGUCGCGCUCAGAUUAUGGACAAUUUGCGGAAGACACUUGAUCAGGCAAGUUGCUCACAAUUUGCAUUGUUUUGUUCCCUUCUCUUGCUUGGCCCUCAUCACACAAGAACGUUACCCCAUGUGAAUGGGGCUUUGGGUGAUUCUCUUUCCCCCAGCUACUUUGAUCUGGUGGCCCGGUGCACUGCCACCUUGGCCGAUGUUGGAAGCUCCAUACGUGCCCACACCCUUGAGAGAGGAUCUCAGCUAACCAAUACUGUUCCCGAGAACAACUGUUCCGACGUGCUGUCCGACAUUCCUGUCGGUGUAGAUCAGAACGGAGGAGCUAAAGGCCCUACCUUACUUCAUACUACCGAUCCGCCAUCGGUAGCCGUCCAGAACCUGAACGAUUUACCUCUUUUUGGCAAUAUUUGUUAUCGCCUGACUGCCCAACCGAAUUCGGCCCAUUCACCUCUGCAUUCCGGCUACAUGUGGAUACGUAAACUCACAGCAUCCCCAGUUCAAUCGCCGGCCAAGCUGUACAGCUGCGAGCUGAAGGAUCGAUACCUAUGGGCGUAUCCAGUGGAGGCAGUUAUAGAUCAAGAAGAGGAUAUCUCCAACGGACCAGUUAAAGUAAACGGAGAACCCUCUCCUUACAUCCAACCUAAACUUCGCUUGGAUAUGCUCACAAAGGAUCAUCCGGACGGGGAUAUGCCGACGGACGUUGCACGGCAACCUAAUGUUUUCGAUAAUGAUGUGUUCGUCGCUCCGGAAGAGUCUAACUACGGUGCUACUCCCCCUUCAGCAGAAGGUAUCCGAUCACGAAUUAUGGCUAGUUCUCAGUGCCGCCUGAAGUUGGCCAUUACACCGAAAACCCUGUUCCUCGAUGUGAAACCGGUUAGUCGCCUUAUCCAUGUGCUCUUGCCCCAAGUUAGCAGGCGCAGCCGAUCGACUGUGGUGAAUAGUGAGUCUGUAUCAACAUCCCGUCUGUUGGAUAAUAGGUUGGUCGUGUCAAGACGUUUGUCAGUUAGUUCACAAUGCCUAAUGGAAAACACGUCGCCAGUACGGGAUUCACCAGCAGAAUUACCACCGAGUUUAAAUACCUUCUCGCCAAGUGACGAUGUAUAUCCCGUGUGCAGCAGAUCGUUGACAAACCUGCGAACUUCCAGUGAACCUCCGUACAAACCACCAAGCUGGAAGUCGAUGGAAUGUGUUACCUGUGUUCGCAUACCAUCUUCAAGUUCCAUUUGUGCGCGAAAACCAUCGACCUCAACUCGCCAAAUGGUCCUCACUCCGACUGAACCUGCACCAGUUUGUGUUCCACUUUCUCUCGAAGCUGUUGCUUCCUCCGUUCUGCCUGCUGAUACUGCAGCCAAACGAUCUAGCAUUUCUACAGUGGACAGCAGUCUUAAUCCUCGUUACUCCCUUUGUUCAAGGUUAGGCGUUCCGCGACAUCGUUUAGCGCAUCAACAACUUUUGUCUCGAAAAUCACGGUCUCUGGACUUCCCACAGGUUACUGCGCACGCAUCACGACUAUACAAUGUUCUUCGACUUUCUCAAGAGGCACUUUCUGAACCCGUUCCUCCGGAGACUGAUAAAGUUGGUCAGUCCACUACUCCAGAGAAGGCUACUUGUAUGGGGACUGACGCUACGAGUUCUACAUCGCUCUCCCGAGAUUCUCCGGACGACGUUCUUUUUUCCACCUUCCGCAUUGCAACUAAUGGUUUGUCGUCUCAUGAUUUCCACGUGGACCUUCGACGAACUUCGUGGCAUGACAGCCAUAAUAACCGAAAUGGGGAUAAUCUCGGAAAAGUCAGAAUGACUACUAUUGCGGAACUGUACGAAUUCGCCGUGUGUACCACUCCAUCAAUAAUCCGACUGGUGCGGGACGCGUGUAGACCAAGCCAUGGACUGGAGAACGAGAGUGAGGCAUUAAUUUGGCUCGACCUCCUGCACAAACACGUAGAAGAGCAGAAAACAUGGGGUUGGACUGGUUCAUCCCAUGACCCCCCGGUGUUUCCGUGACAUUUUCUCACCCGAUCCGGACAGUUGGCUCCACAGACGAACCACCAUAGUCGAGCCUCGGCUUACCCGACGCUACAUCGGACAAGUCCAACUCAUUCCACCAACCGCCGCUCAUAACCUCCUUUUUUAACUGUCAGAGUGCAAUCGUCAACUGUAAUUCUUCUCGUUUUACUCUACGUUUCCACCUACUUUCGUUCCUCUUUGGACAGCGUUCUCUUGAGGCAUAUUUUUGUAUUUUCUCUACUUUGUCUAACUCGGCCAAGCUAAUAUGCCAAUCCAUUGUCGGAUGGGCACCAUUGUUGUUCUCCUGCUUGCGAACUAAAUGUUUCUUUUGCUUGUUUAUCGAUUGUCAAACCGCUGGCACUCGAAUGCGCCCAUCUUGUUUCUUUCGCUGAAAAUAGUGCUGGCC
Messenger RNA from Opisthorchis viverrini, 3403 nucleotides. RefSeq lists its product as hypothetical. Gene Ontology annotation, cellular component: actomyosin contractile ring. Lineage: Eukaryota; Metazoa; Platyhelminthes; Trematoda; Opisthorchiida; Opisthorchiidae. The annotation marks the transcript as partial. The record is from RefSeq and is a predicted model, not a curated record. The transcript has 9 exons. Gene Ontology annotation, biological process: mitotic cytokinesis; actomyosin contractile ring assembly; septin ring organization.